Messenger RNA from Soboliphyme baturini, 633 nucleotides. The record is from the annotation of a GenBank genome assembly. NCBI's taxonomy places the organism in Eukaryota, Metazoa, Nematoda, Enoplea, Dioctophymatida, Soboliphymatidae.
AUGGACAAUCCGUUGUUUGCACAAAACCGCAACAACUUCAUGCCGUUGUUGUUGUGGUCGCUAGGGCCGUUCUUCCCAAUCACGCCGUUCCACUUUUCAACGUCUACUCCGACGUGCGCAUUAAAAUCGCCCAUCAAUAUGACCCAUGUUCCUCAGCACAAUGUCCACUCGCUGAAACUUUGGCAGCAAGUUGAAGUCGAUUCGGAAAACGAAGUUGAAAAGCUUAAAAUACCCAGUUUUGGUCCAAAUCGGCCAGCUCUCAUUAUUCAUGACUUUCGAAAAAAUGUUACGAUAAUUACUGAUCUCACUGGUCGACGGUGCUUUCUGAAGCCGCUUGACGAACACAUCGCUCCGCCGGCCAACCUUAUUGACCUUGUCAGAAAAUUUGAGCGCGGCUACUACGAACCGGACAUAAAAGUGCUUCGUGAAGAUUAUGAAGUUUCUUCUGCACCUUUGACUGAGGAAGAACUUAACGAAAGUCCGCCGUUUCUGUUCAAAGAAAUCAAGUCAUUUCCGGUUUACUGGCUGAAAAGCACCAAACCGAAAAAUCGAUAUCGACUCCUGCCCAAUGCACCGUACAAGGUGCCGCAAACUGGUUGUUUGGUGGUAUUUCUUCCUAGCUACACCGAAUGA